AUGAGUCAAGUGUGGGAUACGUUCUCCAAAGAUGAAUGUGGCCGUAGAGCUACAUGCACUAUUUGCAAUAAAAGCAUAUCAAAUGCAGGGACGAACACCACUAACUUGUGGAAUCAUUUGAAGGGUCUUCAUAAGGCAAAAUUCAACGAAUUAGAUCGGUUAAAAAGAGGAGUGCAAAAUAUAUUUGAUACGUCUGAAUUUGAAGACACAGGAACACUUUCAUCAACAGCUUCAACAUUAAUAGCGUCAACGUCAUCAACUUAUAGUUCAAUGACAUCUCAAGUGUUACCAGCUUUAGAACCUCUUUCUGAUACAAUCUUUAAUAAACAAACUUCAAUGAAAAUGUUUACCACUAGUCAAGCUACUAAAUUAAAAUUGGACAAAAUACUUGCCUAUACUAUAGCAAUUGAUAUGAUGCCAUAUAAUGUCGUUGAUAGGGAAGGGUUCCAGCUUUAUACACGAGCUUUGUGUCCUAGUUAUAAAUUGCCAAGUAGGAGGACAUUGACAGAUAGAAGAAUACCAGAUUUGUAUAAAGAAACCAAAAUGGUAGUUGAGAAUAUAUUAACAAAUCUGUCAUGCUUUUCACUUACCACUGAUUGUUGGACAUCGGUAUCAAACAAACCUUUUAUGGCUGUAACAUGCCAUUAUUUGAAUGCCGAAUUUAAAUUGGAUAAUGUUUGUUUGGGGUGUCAAGAAUUAAUAGAAAAUCAUACAAGUGAAAAUUUAUCUGAUGCAUUGCAAUUAAUGUUACUGGAGUAUAAUAAAGAUAUUGACAUAUGUAUUGGAGCAAUUACAACUGACUAUGGAGCUAAUAUAUUGAAAGCUGUUAAAAACCUUGAUGUUCCUCAUAUACCUUGCUUUGGCCACAGUUUUAAUACUGCAGUUAAAAAUGUUUUUAAAUUAGAACAAGUGAAUACUGCUAUAGAGAAAAUAAAAUCAAUCCAAAAUAUAUUUGCCUACAGUUGGAAAUCAGUUCGAGAGAUGGCCAUUGAACAAAAAAGAUUUGAUUUGAAACAAGUGAAAUUUCCAUCAUAUUCCAAGACCAGGUGGUGGUCUAUGUUGGAUCUCAUUUUGGUUGUUCUGUCUCAAGAACCGGCUUUAGCAUCAUUUUUAAGGACUUAUAAUAAUGGUUGUUUUAAAGAUCGAAUGAUUAAUGAACAAGAUGUGACAAUUCUUAAAACACUGAUAGACGUGCUUCAGCCUAUUAGAAAUAUAUCUGAUAACCUUGCAGGGGAAUCAUACGUUACAGCUUCGGCGAUACUUCCUGUCAUUAGUAUGAUUAAAACUAAACUAAAUGAAUGCGAUGCUGAUAAUGUAGUAAUUGAAGAUAAUGAUAUAGAUGUUGAUUUAAAAAAAAAACUGUUGAAAGUUGUUAUUGAUUUACUAAAUUCUCGUUACACAAAUAAUAAUUUAUUAAAAUUGUCGACUGCAUUGGAUCCUAGAUUUAAAUUUCAUCACAUUCAGUUUGGCAUUGCCGAUAAUGAAAUAAAAGAAAUUAUGGAAGACAAUUGUAAAAAGGCUUGGACUCAUUGGAAAUUAAAAACAAAUGUGAAUAGCGGAUGUAAUGAACCACCAACAAAAAGAAAAUUGACUGGUUUUUCAGCAAUUUUCAAUGUUGACACGGAACCACAAUUAACUCCUGGGGUAGUCACUACUGAGCAACUGAUUCAAAGAGAGAUAAACACAUACUUUGAACUACCGAAAGUCUCCUUUGAAAGAGACCCAAUUGCUUGGUGGUCACUGAACUGUAGUAUGUUUCCAUAUCUUUCGAUCCUAGCAAAACAAGUGUUGUGUUGUCAAGCAACUAGCAUUGCUUCAGAAAGGGUUUUCAGCAAAGCUGGUCAUAUUGUCAAUGACCAAAGGGCAGCACUCACUGAAGAACACUGCAGUCAAUUAAUAUUUAUAUCCAUGAAUAAAAAGCAUGUGAAAAUACCAAUUUUAUAA
This is a messenger RNA of Macrosiphum euphorbiae (potato aphid), 1944 nucleotides long. Lineage: Eukaryota; Metazoa; Arthropoda; Insecta; Hemiptera; Aphididae. The record is from the annotation of a GenBank genome assembly.